AUGAAUUUUAAAGACAGCACAAAAAAACAAGAACAUAGUCAUACCACUUCUACAACUUUGAACAUCGACAUACCUAUUCAAAAAGAAGAUAGAGAUAGAGAUAUAGAUAGAGAAAUAGAUCAGAUUAAUGAAGAAUUUAAUCAAUUAUAUAAAGAUGGUCAAGAAAGAGGACAUGUUGGAAGAAAUCCUUUAAAGGUAUCAAGAUCAUUAGACUUGGAUUCAUUCUUGACAAAUAGUAUCUGCGAUGAAGAAGAACAAGAUGAUAAUGGUACUAGUCUUGCUUUAUCACCAUCUACACCAAGAUAUCAACCUAGUAAACCUAGUCAUUCAACAUUAGAGACCCCUCGAUGUGUCAAUGUACUAUUAUCACCUCAAAGAAUUAGAGCUCAUUCAUCUCCUUCAAAAGUGAACAAUAACCAAUACAAUAACAACAAAUCAUUUAAAUUGCAACAACAAAACAACAAUUUAAUAGAGUUAAAUGAUGAUUCAGAAGAGAUUACUACGAUUACAAUAACACCUCCACAAUUAAAUAGUCCAAAAAAUUAUUCAAGUGUUACAAAUAGUCCCAUUUCAACACCUGGCACAUCUUCACCACCAAUAUUAUUAUCACCUACUGGUUCGGUUAAAUUAAGAUCUAGAAAUACAUCACUCUCUUAUAAUAGUUCAAUGGUGAUUACUAAAUCUCCACCUACAUUGUCACCAUCGUCUUCCUCUACUUCGGUUGCUAUCCCAAACAUACAAAAUAUCAUCAAACGUUCAAACACUGAUCCCAUUCAUCCAUCGUUUUUUUAUCCCGACUCUCCUAUUGGUUCACCUCAAGUAAUGAGAGUUGAAAAUAAACAAUUAAAUGAAUAUGAAAUGGAAUUUUCAAGACCAAAUUUAAUAGUUGAUAAUGAUGAAUCAAAUAUUAGUUUACCAUACAAUUUCCAACAUAUUAAACAUGUUGAUAAAACCAACAAAAGAGAUGUGGAAGAUUAUAUCAUCGAGAAACAUGGUAACCUUAAACAAGGGUGGUUGGGUCUAAGAGUCAACAAUAAUUCAUCAACUGUUAAAUCAAGAUAUUUUGUUAUUCAAGAUUCAAAAUUAACUAUUUAUAAAGAUAAUAAUAUGGAUAAAAUUAAAUUAUUAGUAAAUAUUUAUGAUGUAAUGGUAUAUCCAGAGAAUAAUGGAUUAGAAUUAAAAAUUACUUUAUUAAAUCAAGAACAGAAUAAUAAUAAUAAUCCAUCAUCAUUGCUUGGUAAAAUAUCAAUGAAUCAAAUUGGACAAAAGAAUUGGAAUAUGAUUGCUACUAGCCCAUUUGAAAUUAAGAAUUGGUGUAAAGCAUUAUUAAGUGAUGGCGCUACUUAUGGAGUACUAUUAGACUAUGAAAAAAAGAUAAAAGAAAUCAAGAAACAAAAGGAUGAAGAGACAUACAUUCAACAAUCAAGAUUAAAUAGAUUACAAGGAAAAAGAACUAGUUUGGAACUUGGUAAACCACUACAAGAUGAUCAAUUACUUUUCUUGGAUUGGGUAUGCAACCAUAAAAUCAUUUCAGAUCACCAUUCAUCAUCGUUAAAAAAGGUAAUCAUUCAAUUGGAAUUUAUUAUUCAUGGUGAUUAUCAUCAAGACCAACCCUAUUAUUAUUCAAGUUGGACUAUUCAAAGAUCUCUUGAUCAAUUAAAAACUUUUUAUAAAAUGGUAAGUCGUAGUAGUAGUAGUUUUAUUAAAAAUAUUUUAAAUCAAAAAGAAAAAAAUGAUGAAAUUGGAAAAAAGGAUUCAUCUUCUUUUUCCACUUUAUUCAAAUCAAAUUCAAUCAGUACAAUUGAACAACUUGACCAAAACAUUGGUAGAUUUAUAAAGAUGAUGGUUGGUGACAUUGAAAACAAAAGGUCAAUGUUGGAGAAUCCAAAAUUAAGAAAAGAGUUUAUUAAAUUCUCUUCACCAUUGCAAUGGAAUGAUAUUAAACCUGUAUCUUUUGUUUAUCCAAUCAACCCCUCCUAG
Molecule: messenger RNA, 1980 nt
Organism: Cavenderia fasciculata
Lineage: Eukaryota; Evosea; Eumycetozoa; Acytosteliales; Cavenderiaceae
Exons: 4
Coding region: 1-1980 (659 amino acids)
Source: RefSeq, a predicted model, not a curated record